GGUUGGAGGAGAGCGGCGCAGGGGAUCCGGAGGGGGGUAGGAACGGGCCGCCCCGCUUCUCGUCUUUCCCUCUCUCCCUUCCCCUCUCAUGCAUUCGCGCUGUGGCCGUGGACCUCUCCGCUCCGUCUCGCAGGGCCUGAGCGGCAGGGACGAGGCAGCGCCGCUCUAAGUGCGGGCGCCCGCGAAUCACGCAGCCGAGGGCCGGGGGAGAGACCGUGCGGCGCGCACCCUCGGGACAGGGCGACGGGCCUCCUUUCCGCAGCCCCAGCGGCCGAAAGCGAGAAGGAUAAAGCAAGGAGGGACUCCGGGACAAAGGAGGCGGGAGAGCUCUCCGCAAAGUCGGACCGUCCGCUGGCUGCGAGCAUGUGGGGCGUGCGUGUGCCACUGCUGUGCGUGUGCGCGUUCCUCCUCCUCCCCCGCACUGUUUCGCAGCCUCCAGCCGAGAGUGACACCUACACGGAAUGCACAGAUGGCUAUCAAUGGGAUGCGCAGACCCAGCACUGCAAAGAUAUAAAUGAGUGUGAGACCAUUCCUGAGGCCUGCAAGGGGGAGAUGAAGUGCUUCAAUCACUAUGGUGGCUACCUUUGCCUCCCGCGCUCCGCCUCAGUCAUCCCUGCCCCAGACCCCCCCAGCCAGUUGCCGCACAGCCCGUCCCAUGGCGACAGCGAGACCUUCAACUCCUGCCCGCUGGGGUAUGAGCUUCAGGGAAACAACUGCGUGGAUGUGGACGAGUGUGAGCAGGACACGCACGACUGUCAGCCCAGCCAAGAGUGUUUCAACAGCCCUGGCGGCUACACCUGUCAGUGUCCAGAGGGCUACCGCAAGGUCGGCACGGAGUGCAUCGACAUCGACGAGUGCAGGUACAGGUAUUGCCAACACCGCUGCGUCAACGUGCCCGGCUCCUUCUCCUGCCAGUGUGAGCCCGGUUUCCAGGUGGCAGGGAACAACCGCUCCUGCGUGGAUGUGAAUGAGUGUGACAUGGGUGCCCCCUGUCAGCAGAGGUGUUACAACACUUACGGCACGUUCCACUGUCGCUGUGACCAGGGCUACGAGCUCGGGCCGGAUGGCUUUGCGUGCAACGAUAUUGACGAAUGCAGCUACUCCAGCUACCUUUGCCAGUACAAGUGCGUGAACCAGCCGGGGAAGUUCUCGUGUGCGUGUCCGGAGGGGUACCAGCAGCUGGGAACACGCCUCUGCCAGGAUGUGAAUGAGUGUGAGACUGGCUCGCACCAGUGCGCCGAAGGGCAGACCUGCGUAAACCUUUACGGGGGGUAUAAGUGCGCGGACACCAACCGCUGCCAGGAUCCCUACGUGCGGGUCUCCGACAAUCGCUGUAUGUGUCCGGUGUCUAAACCCGCCUGCCGGGACCUGCCCUUCUCCGUUGUGCACCGCUACAUGAGCUUGACAUCCGACCGUGCCGUCCCAUCGGACAUCUUCCAGAUCCAAGCCACCAGCAUCUACCCCGGGGCCUAUAACACCUUCCGUGUCCGCUCUGGGGAUGACGGCGGGGAUUUCUACAUCCGACAAAUAAACAACAUCGGUGCCAUGCUGGUCCUAGCCCGUACGGUGACCGGACCCAAGGAGUAUGUCCUGGACCUGGAGAUGGUGUCUGUGAACCCAAUCAUAAGCUACCAGACCAGCUCUGUCCUGCGCCUGUCCAUCUUUGUGGGGCCAUACUCUUUCUAGAGAGUGAGAACGAGACUGAGAGAGAAGGUGGGAGUGAGUGAGAAAUGUAGGAGAGACGAGAGUGGAGUGAGUAAAAGGGAGGGAAGGAAGAAAGGGGUAGAAAUGUAGAGAACGAUGGGGGUGGGGACGGUCGGAUGAAAGGAGAAAAACUCAAGUCCGCAUUCAUCUCCAUUUAGACCAUCGUUCACUGGUCCUGUCUGGAUUUUCUUUAAAGAAUCAUGAUAGUAUCAAACAGUUGCCAAUACCAGGUCAAACUACAAGAGUUCCUAACUGUCCAAAUAUCGCAUCUCGCAGCCAGCAAUGAUGGUAUUAAUGAUACCAUAUGUAACUAAAUGUCGAGCAAGAAGUUC
Scleropages formosus (Asian bonytongue) is the source of this 2036-nucleotide messenger RNA. It is a transcript of the gene efemp2a, whose product is annotated as EGF containing fibulin extracellular matrix protein 2a. The transcript has 11 exons. Lineage: Eukaryota; Metazoa; Chordata; Actinopteri; Osteoglossiformes; Osteoglossidae. Gene Ontology annotation, molecular function: calcium ion binding. The coding region runs from base 364 to 1686 and encodes 440 amino acids. The record is from RefSeq and is a predicted model, not a curated record.